CUGCGGGCGGGGCGGAGGGGCCGGGGCAGCCGCGGGGCCGGGCCGGGCCGGGCCGGACCUUCUCCGGGACCCGACCUUUCCCCGCGCCCGCCGCAGGGCAUGGGCGCCGCGGCUCCGCGCUGCGCUGCCGUGCCCCGGCCCCAUGAGUCCUCGCCGGAGCAAGUGAGUGCGGGAGGCGUCCGGGCGGCCACCGGCGGCCCGUCCUCGGGAGGGAGGAUGUGGUGAGAGGAUGGGGCUGUGUCCCGCGGGGGCUCGCCAUGGCCAGGGAGGACUCGGUGAAGUGCCUGCGCUGCCUGCUCUACGCUCUCAACCUGCUCUUCUGGUUGAUGUCCAUCAGCAUAUUAGGUGUUUCUGCUUGGCUGAGAGACUACCUGAAUAAUGUUCUCACUUUAACUGCAGAAACAAGGGUGGAGGAGGCUGUCAUUUUGACUUACUUUCCUGUGGUCCACCCAGUUAUGAUUGCAGUCUGCUGUUUCCUCAUCAUAGUUGGAAUGCUGGGAUACUGUGGAACGGUGAAAAGAAAUCUGUUGCUCCUUGUCUGGUAUUUUGGAAGCUUGCUUGUAAUAUUCUGCGUUGAACUGGCCUGUGGUGUUUGGACCUACGAGCAGGAAAUAACGGUUCCAGUGCAGUGGUCUGAUAUGAUCACACUGAAAGCCAGGAUGACCAAUUAUGGCUUACCUAGGUACCAGUGGCUGACCCAUGCUUGGAAUUUCUUCCAGAGGGAGUUUAAAUGUUGUGGCGUGGUGUACUUCACAGACUGGCUGGAAAUGACAGAAUUGGACUGGCCACCUGACUCCUGUUGUGUCAGAGAGUUCCCAGGAUGCUCUAAGCAGGCACAUCACGAGGAUCUCAGUGACCUUUAUCAGGAGGGAUGUGGUAAAAAAAUGUACACUUUCUUGAGGGGGACGAAGCAGUUGCAAGUGCUGAGAUUCCUGGGAAUCUCUAUUGGAGUAAUGCAGAUCCUGGCUAUGAUCCUCACUAUUACUUUGCUGUGGGCUCUGUACUAUGACAGAAGGGAUCCCAGAGCAGAUCAGAUCAUGGCACUGAAGAGUGAUACCUCGCAGGAGCUGUCAUGUCAUUCCAUGGAGCUGCUGAAACCAAGCCUGACCAGGAUCUUUGAGCAUACAUCCAUGGCAAACAGCUUUAAUACACACUUUGAGAUGGAAGAGCUAUAAGCGAUGCAGUGAAUCUGUGACAUCACAGAGGAUUUUUGUUUUGUUGUUACUUCUGUUCUGUUCCAUCAAAUAUACCAGUCUUCUUAUGUGUCAGAAACCAGCUAAUGAAUGGAAGUGAAGGAGACCAACAAAGAAAGAUGAGCCUGUUGCCAGCCUCUUAGCCAUGUCCUCAGCUGUGAAAAAGAGUUGAUUUUGUGUGCUCAGUUUUUAAAAGGCACUCAUUCAGGUGGGCACAGUAAUACUCACUGUCACAAGCUGUGUGAAGUGUAAAACACUGACUCAAUCACAGGUAGACUGAACCUGCAAGGAAGCAUCAUGGGAAGGGAAGAGAAAUAUUCAUCUUCUGAAGAAUCAACUGUGCUUUGAGCAAACAAAAUGUGACUUCAGCUGAAAUAGACUUUUAAUAAGCCAUUUGGAAAAUGUCUUUAUCAGGGAUCUAUGUAUGUAUAAUUGUGUGUUUUCAUGUGUGCAUGGAAAGCAGAGCUACAAUUCAAGUUAAUACUUGGAUUAAAAAAUUUGCAAGAUUUGUGAAAAGGGCGAGAUUUUCUUUUUUCUAACAAAACCUUUAUCUUAGUUUUUGUUCUUAAAGAUGUUCUAAAACUUCUAUUUUUAUCUAACAUAAUGUUUUUUUUAGUUUAAAAUAUAUUAAACAGGGAUUGAAAACAAAACUAUUGCUGCGGACAAUAGACUUUAGUUUUCUGGAGAAUUCUUCAUUCAAACAGUUUGUUCUGUCGACUGUUUUGUAGUAAAAAGGAAGAAAACCUUAAACAUUCUUUCCAAAAUGGGAAUCAAUAUGGGAGUAGCACAUUUUUAUAGGUAAAUCUUUUCUCCUGUCCAUGAUUCCCCUGAAGCUAGAAACAAAAAACUGCAAUAAAAAUGCUUACAGUUCUGGAUGCUAUUGCAAUAAUUGUAAAAAUACAUGAGGAAAAAUUUUACUUUGAUGAGUGCUUCAUUAAGAACUCUCUGGUGGCUUAAAAUGCCAGCCGGAAACAGAUUAAAAUGUAUUUAUUGAGGUGGGGAAAGUGCAUUUUACUGUAUUUUUAUGAACAAUGUCUAUGUCAUAGGAUUAUUUUUGCAAUUGGCCACGCUCUUGAAAUAUAUAUUUGUUCCACUGAGUAUAGUAGUUUGUGGCAAAUGGGCUUUUUACAUAAUAUUACAUUUAAAAAAUUAGUUCAUUUGUUUUGGAAUUUGUAAAAGAAAAAAGAAAACAAGGUGUGAUUUGGUAGACAAUAAAAUUACUUUUCUCUUAAA
Molecule: messenger RNA, 2426 nt
Organism: Pyrgilauda ruficollis (rufous-necked snowfinch)
Lineage: Eukaryota; Metazoa; Chordata; Aves; Passeriformes; Passeridae
Gene: TSPAN12
Product: tetraspanin 12
Exons: 8
Coding region: 258-1175 (305 amino acids)
Cellular component (GO): membrane
Source: RefSeq, a predicted model, not a curated record